Molecule: messenger RNA, 1223 nt
Organism: Eurytemora carolleeae
Lineage: Eukaryota; Metazoa; Arthropoda; Copepoda; Calanoida; Temoridae
Product: cornifelin
Exons: 3
Coding region: 17-325 (102 amino acids)
Source: RefSeq, a predicted model, not a curated record
UAGUGAAAAUCCUAAAAUGGCGGCGGAAUGGAAGCAAGGUCUUUUUAACUGCUGCGGAGACUGUGGAAUUUGCUGCUGCGGAACCUUCUGUGACUGCUGUCUGGUUUACCAGAACGCGGAUAACCUUGGGAAAUCAGGGUUACUCUGCUGCCUCCUGGCUUGCAUGAUACCUUGCGUUCCAACCAUGAUUCUAAGGAACGAAGCGAGGGAACGAUGGGGAAUCCAGGGAAGCACUGGAGGAGAUUUCUGUGCAUCUGUCUGCUGUUAUCCUUGUGUGGACUGUCAGACAGCUGUAGAGAUUAAGGAGAGAGGAGCACAGAAUUAAUUAUAAAAACCAUCCCAGCCUUAAACUCAGCAAGAAAAUCAAUCUCAUCCUCUCCGGGAAAUAGUCCAAACACAAACCCAGAUCUUAUUUCUUUAUCAUCUCAGAUUCUCAUAAAAAUAUAAUGUAUGGUCUAAGGAGAACUAGAAACCUAAUCUCAGGUUCUCAGAAGAACUCUAAUCUUAGGUUCUCAGGAGAACUAGGAGCCUAAUCUUAGGUUCUCAGGAGAACAAGAAACCUAAUCUCAGGUUCUCAGAAGAACUAGAAACCUAAUCUCAGGUUCUCAGGAGAACAAGAAACCUAAUCUCAGGUUCUCAGGAGAACAAGAAACCUAAUCUCAGGUUCUCAGGAGAUCUAAAACCCUUAUACCAGGUUCUCAAGUGACCUAGAACCAUAAUAUCAGGUUCUCAGUAGAACUAGAAACAUAAUCUCAGGUUCUCAGGAGAACUAAAAACAAAAUCUCAGGUUCUUACUGGAACUAGAAACCUAAUCUCAAGUUCUUAGUAGAACUAGAAACCUAAUCUCAGGUUCUCAUGAGAACUAUAAAACCUAAUCUCAGGUUCUAAGGAGAACUAGAAACCUAAUCUCAGGUUCUCAGGAGAACUAGAAACAUAAUCUUAGAAACUUCCAUCUCUUGUUCACAAAUAAAAUUCUAAAUUUCUCCGAAUUUCUCUUGACAAUCUUGGAGAAAAGUUUAAGCUUAAUAUGUCUCCUCCCCCCUCUCCUCAUAUCUUCCUUAAGACAAAUCUAAGUGAUGGCUUUCUUUUAUAAAUAUAUUCUUAACUUCCAUAUAUAAUGUACACCAUCAUGUAUACACCUAUAUCUCCUCUCCUCUACAUACACAAGUUGCAAACACAAUAGAAUCUGUAUUUCUAACCUGUAAUAAAUUACAGGUAUUAAU